UUUCAGAGCUUGCAGCUCCAGGCUAGGCUCUCGGUGUAAAGGAUAGUCUGACAAGACCCAAAAAGGAAUUUCAUUUUUUCCCUGCAUGUUCUUAAUCCUUCAUGGCACUGAGUGAGUUUUGGGGUGUAUAAGCCAGUGAGUAGCCCAGUUGCCGCCUUUGCUCAUAACACUUUUUUCUCUGCAGGAUUGAGGGCCAUCUGGGCCUCGAGAUGUCCCGUACAUUUGGUUGGCUUGCUCUGUACUGUCUGUCAGUGACACUCUUCACAUGUCUCCUCUUUUUGAAGAGGGAGACAAAACCAGCUCUCCCUGGGGGCCCACGGCAGGUGGGGAGCCCUGUGGCCAGGCAUUCUUUCUGGGCACCCCCAGCGCCCCAGCGAAGCCCAUGUCUGCCCAAUUCAGUGACCAAUACAUCCACGGUCCUGCCUGUCCGUCACCGCCUCUUCCUGACCUAUAAGCACUGCCGGAACUUCUCCAUCCUACUACAGCCCACAGGCUGCCCUGCCGACACCUUCCUCCUGCUGGCUAUUAAAUCCUUGCCUGCUCACGUGGACCGCCGUGCAGCCAUCCGUAGCACCUGGGGUCGGGUCAAGGCCCAGGGUGGGCGGCAGCAGCUCAAACUUGUCUUUCUCCUGGGAGUAGAAGGAACUUCCCCACCCCCCCAGUUGUUGCUUUAUGAGAACCAGGAAUUUGAUGACAUUUUACAGUGGAACUUUACUGAGGACUUUUUCAACUUGACUCUGAAGGAGCUUCAUCUCCAAAGGUGGCUGGCUACCAGUUGUCCACAGGCUCGGUUUGUCCUCAAGGGGGAUGACGACGUCUUUGUCCACGUGCCCAACAUCCUGGAGUUCCUGGAAGGGCAAGACCCCAACCGGGAUCUCUUUGUGGGGGAUGUGAUCAGUGAAGCCCUGCCUAACCGAAACACUAGGGUCAAAUACUUCAUCCCCACCUCCAUGUACCGUGCCCGCCACUACCCACCCUAUGCUGGAGGUGGGGGAUACGUGAUGUCCCAGGCAACAGUUCGAGGGCUGCAGGCUGUGGUAGAGGAGGUGGACUUAUUUCCCAUCGAUGAUGUUUUUGUGGGGAUGUGCUUGAAGAAACUGGGAGUAAAGCCAACCCACCAUGCAGGAUUCAAGACCUUUGGGAUUCGGCGCCCCCUGGACCCCCUGGACCCAUGUCUGUACAAGGGGCUACUGCUAGUGCACCGUCUCAGCCCCCUGGAGAUGUGGACUACAUGGGCUUUGGUGAAAGACGAGGGCCUGAGGUGCGCUGCCCUUCCUGCUCCGGCCCAACAGAGUGGCUAAGGGAUCGGCUGGGAGGUUGACUGGUAGUGUUCAAAAGCUAGUAGAGGACUUUGCUAUUGGUUACUUUCUAUAAAGGCUAAAAUAGUGGAGAGCUUUUAAACUAAUGUAGAUUGAUAAUAAUUUAUAUCCUAAGAUAUAACCCCACAAAUUCCUUUUAACUUUGAACUCUGUCUCACACACACACACACACA
This is a messenger RNA of Antechinus flavipes (yellow-footed antechinus), 1492 nucleotides long. It is a transcript of the gene B3GNT4, whose product is annotated as UDP-GlcNAc:betaGal beta-1,3-N-acetylglucosaminyltransferase 4. Gene Ontology annotation, cellular component: membrane. The coding region runs from base 210 to 1301 and encodes 363 amino acids. NCBI's taxonomy places the organism in Eukaryota, Metazoa, Chordata, Mammalia, Dasyuromorphia, Dasyuridae. Gene Ontology annotation, molecular function: hexosyltransferase activity. The transcript has a single exon. The record is from RefSeq and is a predicted model, not a curated record.